Molecule: messenger RNA, 3975 nt
Organism: Plectropomus leopardus (leopard coralgrouper)
Lineage: Eukaryota; Metazoa; Chordata; Actinopteri; Perciformes; Serranidae
Source: RefSeq, a predicted model, not a curated record
AGCAUGGACGGGGCGGACCUGUGCUUUGAGAUCGUGAAGAGGGCAGAUGCUGGCUUUGUCUACAGCGAAGCAGUGGCCAGUCACUAUAUGAGGCAGAUCCUGGAGGCGCUACGCUAUUGCCACGACAACAAUGUGAUCCACCGAGACGUCAAGCCUCACUGUGUGCUGCUGGCGUCCAAAGAGAACUCCGCUCCGGUGAAGUUGGGGGGUUUCGGAGUCGCCAUCCAGCUCGGAGAGUCGGGACUGGUGGCAGGAGGUCGGGUGGGAACUCCUCACUUCAUGGCCCCGGAGGUGGUGAAGAGAGAGCCGUACGGUAAACCUGUGGACGUGUGGGGCUGCGGAGUCAUCCUCUUCAUCCUCCUCUCGGGCUGCCUGCCUUUCUAUGGCACCAAGGAGCGUCUGUUCGAAGCCAUCUGCAAGGGCAAAUACAAGAUGAAUCCGCGCCAGUGGGGCCAAAUCUCCGAGAGCGCCAAGGAUCUGGUGAGGCGCAUGCUGAUGCUGGACCCCGCUGAGAGGAUCACCGUCUACGAGGCUCUGAACCACCCCUGGCUCAAGGAGAGGGACCGCUACGCCUACAAAAUCCACCUGCCAGAGACCGUGGAGCAGCUGAGGAAGUUCAACUCCAGGAGGAAGCUCAAGGGGGCCGUUCUGGCUGCCGUGUCCAGUCACAAGUUCAAUUCUUUCUAUGGAGACCCCCCCGAGGAACUCCACGACUUCUCUGAAGACCCAACCUCCUCAGGGGCUGUGUCUCAGGUGUUGGACAGUUUAGAGGAGAUCCACGCUCUGACAGACUGCAGUGAAAAGGAUCUGGAUUUCCUCCACAGUGUUUUCCAGGACCAGCAUCUACACACGCUGCUCGAUCUCUACGAUAAGAUCAACACCAAGUCGUCUCCACAGAUCAGAAACCCCCCCAGUGAUGCCGUUCAGAGAGCCAAAGAGAAAUCCUCCCAAGACGAAGCAAGUGGCGCUUUGAAACAUCUGGAAUAUGUGCUGGAAGAGAUCUCCUGCUACCCAGAGAACCACGAAGCUAAAGAGCUCAGACGGAUACUGACGCAGCCGCAUUUCAUGGCCUUGCUGCAGGCGCACGACGUGGUGGCUCACGAGGUUUACAGCGACGAGGCUCUGAGGGUGACCCCUCCGCCCACCUCGCCCUACCUGAACGGAGACUCCCCCGAGAGCACCAACGGAGACAUGGACCUGGAGAACGUCACCCGGGUCCGCCUGGUCCAGUUUCAGAAGAACACGGACGAGCCGAUGGGCAUCACGCUGAAGAUGAACGAGUCCAACCACUGCAUCGUGGCGAGGAUAAUGCACGGAGGAAUGAUCCACAGACAAGGAACGUUGCACGUAGGAGACGAGAUCAGGGAGAUCAACAGCAUCAGUGUGGCCAACCAGACCGUGGAGCAGCUGCAGAAGAUGCUGAGGGAGAUGCGAGGCAGCAUCACUUUCAAAAUAGUGCCAAGUUACCGGACGCAGGGCUCCUCGUGUGAGAAAGAGUCCCCCACCACCUCCAGGCAGUCCCCUGCCAAUGGCCACUCCAGCAUUAACAGUUCUAUCUUGGACCUGCCGUCCACCAUCCAGCCCAAAGGUCGACAGAUCUACGUGAGGGCUCAGUUUGAGUAUGACCCGUCCAAAGACGAGCUCAUCCCCUGCAAAGAGGCCGGCAUCCGCUUCCAGGUGGGCGACAUCAUCCAGAUCAUCUCCAAGGACGACCACAACUGGUGGCAGGGGAAGCUGGAGAACACCAAAAACGGCACGGCGGGCCUCAUCCCGUCGCCAGAGCUGCAGGAGUGGCGGGUGGCAUGUAUAGCCAUGGAGAAGACCAAGCAGGAGCAGCAGGCCAGCUGCACCUGGUUUGGCAAGAAGAAGAAACAGUACAAAGACAAGUAUUUGGCAAAGCACAACGCAGUGUUUGAUCAACUAGAUCUCGUCACGUAUGAAGAGGUCGUGAAGCUUCCUGCUUUCAAAAGGAAAACACUAGUUUUGUUAGGGGCCCAUGGAGUGGGCAGAAGACACAUCAAGAACACACUCAUCACCAAACACCCCGACAGAUUCGCUUACCCCAUCCCACACACGACCAGACCUCCAAAGAAGGAUGAGGAGAACGGGAAGAACUACUACUUUGUCUCGCACGACCAGAUGAUGCAGGACAUCAGCAACAACGAGUACCUGGAGUACGGCAGCCACGAGGAGGCCAUGUACGGGACGCGGCUGGAGACCAUCCGCAAGAUCCACCAACAGGGACACAUAGCUAUACUGGACGUCGAACCUCAGGCACUGAAGGUCCUGCGGACGGCAGAGUUUGCCCCGUACGUCGUCUUUAUUGCCGCACCAACUAUCACGCCAGGCAUCAACGAGGACGAGUCGCUCCAGCGGCUGCAGAAGGAGUCGGAGAUCCUGCAGAAGACUUACGCCCACUACUUCGACCAGACCAUCAUCAACAACGAGAUCGACGAGACCAUCAGGCACCUGGAGGAGGCCAUCGACCUGGUGUGCACCACCAGCCAGUGGGUCCCCGUGUCCUGGGUCUACUGACCGACUCCCCACCUCCUCUUCCUCCUCCUCCUCCUCCUCCCGGCAACAACACCUCAGCCAGUCUCCCCUCUUCUAAAAUCGAAUCAAUUUAAUAAAAAAACAACUUGACAAAAAAACAAACCUCUACACUGCACUUGAUCGAACACCUCCCUCAGCGUACUGUGAAAGCGACCGCAGCAUUCAGCCGAACUCCUCCUGAACGCCGCACCAACAACCUGCGGCGGCCGAUUAUCGGACUCUUGCCCUGGCAGACGACUUAGUCAUAGUGAUGUAAAAAAAAAACAAAAAAAAACAAGUUUAAACAAAAGUGAAUAUUGUCAUGUCUGUACUAGCUAGGAGGCAACAUUUUUGUAGAUGUUUGUUUUAAAGAGACAGUACAGUCCCCCCCCCCCCCCCCUCACCUUGUAGUCCUGUUGGGUGUCGUAGUACUAAACCAUUCGUAGAAAGACACUGUCAGUGGGUCAUCUGUCUGUCGGCAGACUGAAGUAAAAGCACACAAAAGCGCUGCAAUGUCUUCUCAUUUCUAGAUCUUGUCACCCGCCCUCCUUAUUUAUUCAUUCUCGUUCUUUUCGGAGCUGUAAUGCGGCGUUACCUCCCGUUACGAUCCUAUUGUUAGAGUUCGGUACAGCGACAUUAUCUUCCACAUAUGCACCUUUCUACCUACCUGCCAGGUACUGUCUCUUCUAAAUAAAUCCAUAAAUAAUGUUUUAGAGAUUUGAAUGAGGUUAUCAUGCAUGUGGACAUUUGCAAGCUUCCAUGCUGUCAGUCAGUCAGUGUUCCCCGUGUCCCUCUGUAAACCUCCGAGAAAGAAAAGAAGACAAAAAUAUAUAUAUAUAUAUAGUAAAAUCUAACAUUCCAUCAGUUUGGAAGACUGAACUCAGCCAAGGGAAGCAAGAGGGGCAAGAAAACACUAACAGCGACGGAGCCGGACGUUGACUUGACACCUAUGCACAUCACUUGCAUUUUGGGUGACAUUUCUAAACCACAGAUUUAUAAAGAAAAAAAAUAAUAAUAACAAUGAUUGACCAUGUAGUGAGAUGUGUUUGUAAAAAAAAAAUCUAAUAAAAGUCUCGAUUUUUCUCUUUUUGAUUUGUCAUACGCAAAAAAAAAAAAGAAUUUCAUCUCACUCCUCAUUGCCAUUUCAGAAAUGUGAUGUCCAAAAGUAUUACUGUUUAAAUCAAGUCUAAAAAUCGAGAGAUGAAAUGCAGAUUUUUAUUCUGAAACUGUGUAACUGUCUACAAAGGAAGUGUACGCUAAACAUUCUGCGAAGUUGACUACUUUGCGAGGGAAGAGGAGGCAGCGUGUACAUCUGAAUAACAUGUAUAUGACAGACGGACAUACUAACUGCCCCUUUGUGUAAAUGACUCUGCAAUGAUACAAGUUCUUCAGUAUGAACGAUUUUUUUUAAAUAUAUUUCCUUUUAUGUGUUGGAAAAGUGAA